GAGGACCUGGAGCGGGAGGAGGAGGCUGGCUCCCUGGUGUUCAAGAAGGAGAAGAGGAAGAGCAAGAAAUUGAAAACUUACUUUAAAAAGUAAGGAAGGAGAACUUCCCCAGUCUGGUGGAGGAAAUAAGACUUCCAGGAGAUCCAGGAAGCUGAAAGAGCCCCAAAGAAGCUGGACCCAAGGAAGCACACACCAAGGCACACCAUAAUUAUAUUACCCAAGAUUAAAAAUAAGGAGAGAAUCUUGAAAACAGCAAGAGAAAAGGAGACAGUUACCUGCAAAGGAGUUCCCAUAAGACUAUCAGCUGAUUUUUCAAAAGAAAACUUGCAGUCAAGAAGGGGCUGGUGAAAACUGAUCUAAGUCAUGAAAAGCAAGGACCUACAUCCAAGAUCACUCUAUCCAGCAAAGCUGUCAUUUAGAAUGGAAGGGCAGAGAAAGUGCUUUCCAGAUAAGUGAAGAACGGAUGUCAUCAUGUCUGGAAUCAAGCGAACAAUCAAAGAAACUGACCCUGAUUAUGAAGAUGUAUCUGUGGCCCUUCCAAAUAAGCGGCACAAAGCAAUUGAAAAUUCAGCUCGAGAUGCUGCUGUACAGAAGAUUGAGACUAUUAUCAAGGAACAGUUUGCACUUGAAAUGAAGAAUAAGGAACAUGAAAUCGCAGUCAUUGACCAGCGACUGAUUGAGGCAAGAAGGAUGAUGGAUAAACUUCGUGCCUGUAUUGUAGCAAACUACUAUGCAUCUGCGGGACUUCUAAAAGUUUCUGAGGGAUCAAAGACUUGUGAUACAAUGGUUUUUAAUCAUCCUGCUAUCAAGAAAUUUUUGGAAUCACCGUCUAGGUCAUCAUCUCCUGCCAAUCAGAGAUCAGAAACACCAUCAGCCAAUCAUUCUGAAAGUGAUUCUUUAUCUCAGCACAAUGACUUCUUAUCUGAUAAAGACAAUAACAGCAAUAUGGAUAUAGAGGAAAGACUCUCAAACAACAUGGAACAGAGACCAAGUCGAAAUACUGGAAGGGACACUUCUAGUGUUACUGGCUCCCAUAAAACAGAGCAGCGGAAUGCUGAUCUUACAGGAGAUGAAACUUCACGACUUUUUGUAAAGAAAACAAUAGUAGUGGGCAAUGUGUCCAAGUAUAUACCUCCCGAUAAGAGAGAAGAAAAUGACCAGUCAACCCACAAAUGGAUGGUAUAUGUCCGAGGGUCUCGUAGAGAACCCAGCAUUAAUCAUUUUGUUAAGAAAGUUUGGUUCUUCCUUCAUCCCAGCUAUAAACCCAAUGACCUUGUGGAAGUUCGAGAGCCUCCUUUUCACCUGACCAGGAGAGGCUGGGGUGAAUUUCCUGUCAGAGUUCAAGUUCACUUUAAGGACAGCCAGAACAAGCGGAUAGAUAUCAUACAUAACCUGAAGCUGGAUAGAACUUAUACUGGCUUACAGACUCUUGGAGCAGAGACGGUAGUGGAUGUUGAGCUCCACCGGCAUUCUCUUGGAGAAGACUCCAUUUAUCCUCAGUCCUCUGAGUCAGACAUCUCUGAUGCCCCACCAUCUUUGCCUUUGACCAUUCCAGCCCCAGUGAAAGCUUCCUCACCAAUAAAGCAGUCACAUGAGCCAGUACCUGAUACCUCUGUGGAGAAAGCAGGAUUCCCAGCCAAUACUGAAACUGAGAGACACACAACAUUUUAUUCUUUGCCAUCUUCAUUGGAACGAACACCCACCAAAAUGACCACAUCCCAGAAGGUUAUGUUUUGCUCUCAUGGCAAUUCAGCUUUUCAGCCAAUAGCAUCAAGCUGCAAAAUUGUGCCAACAAGUCAGGCCCCUAAUCCUGAGUCACCUGGGAAGUCCUUCCAGCCUAUCACCAUGAGCUGCAAGAUUGUUUCAGGUUCCCCUAUAUCAACACCAAGUCCAUCACCAUUGCCUCGAACCCCAACUUCCACUCCAGUCCAUGUGAAGCAAAGCACUGCCAGCUCUGUUAUUAGUAACCCUUAUGUUAUCAUGGACAAGCCAGGGCAGGUUAUUGGAGCCACCACUCCUACUACAGGAAGUCCUACAAACAAGCUCUCUACUGCCUCUCAGGCCUCCCAAGAAACAGGUUCCCCUAUUCCUAAAAUUCAUGGAAGUAGUUUUGUAACAUCUACUGUCAAGCAGGAAGAUUCUUUGUUUGCAUCUAUGCCACCUCUUUGCCCAAUUGGGAGUCACCCUAAGGUUCAAAGCCCCAAACCUAUAACUGGAGGACUUGGAGCUUUUACAAAAGUAAUCAUCAAACAGGAACCUGGUGAAGCCUCUCACGUGCCCACAACAGGAGCUGCCAGCCAGCCACCACUCCCUCAGUAUGUGACUGUGAAAGGUGGUCACAUGAUAGCUGUGUCCCCUCAAAAACAGGUCAUAACUGCUGGAGAAGGGACUGCCCAGUCACCAAAGAUUCAGCCCUCCAAGGUUGUUGGGGUGCCAGUUGGGUCUACUUUACCUUCAACAGUGAAACAGGCUGUGGCGAUCAGUGGUGGCCAGAUCCUUGUAGCCAAGGCCAGCUCUUCCGUCGCCAAAGCAGUUGGUCCAAAGCAAGUUGUGACCCAAGGAGUUGCCAAAGCAAUUGUGAGUGGAGGUGGAGGAACCAUUGUUGCUCAGCCAGUGCAAGCCUUAACCAAGGCUCAGGUCACUGCUGCUGGCCCUCAGAAGAGUGGACCUCAGGGCUCAGUAAUGGCAACAUUGCAGCUACCAGCCACUAAUUUGGCCAACUUGGCAAAUUUGCCACCUGGCACUAAACUCUACCUUACAACGAACAGCAAGAAUCCUUCAGGAAAAGGAAAGCUGCUGCUGAUCCCUCAAGGAGCCAUCCUGCGAGCCACCAAUAAUGCUAACCUGCAGUCUGGCUCAGCUGCUGCUGCUGCUGGUGGUGGUGGCGGCGGCGGCGGCGGCAGCGGCGGCGGCAGCAGCGGCAGUAGUGGCAGCGGUGCAGGCGGCGGCGGCGGAGGUGGCAGCAGUGCAGGAGGAGGAGGAACAGGAGGCACCCAGAACCCCGCUGGGCCUGGAGGGAUAGCUCAGCACUUGACUUACACGUCUUACAUCCUCAAGCAAACGCCUCAGGGUACUUUUUUAGUUGGCCAGCCAUCGCCCCAGACUUCUGGAAAACAGCUGACCACCGGGUCAGUGGUCCAAGGAACCCUGGGAGUCAGCACGUCUUCUGCACAAGGACAACAAACAUUGAAAGUCAUCUCUGGACAAAAAACUACUUUGUUUACCCAGGCAGCCCCUGGAGGACAGGCGUCUCUGAUGAAAAUAUCUGAUGGUACCUUGAAGUCUGUGCCAGCCACCUCACAACUCUCAAAGCCUGGGACCACGAUGCUGAGAGUUGCAGGAGGGGUUAUCACAGCUGCCACUUCUCCAGCGGUGGCCCUCUCGGCAAAUGGUCCUGCACAGCAGUCAGAAGGAGCGGCUCCCAGUCCAUCAUCUACUCUAGGUUCUGUAAUGAAAACUUCUGGGCAGCAGCAGGUGUGUGUGAGCCAGGCCACCAUGGGAACCUGCAAGGCUGCUGCUCCCUCUGUCAUCAGUGCUGCGUCCCUUGUGUCCACACCAAACCCCAUCUCCGGAAAAGCUACAGUAUCAGGAUUGUUAAAGAUUCACUCCAGUCAAUCCAAUCCCCAGCAGGCUGUCCUGACGAUCCCCAGCCAGCUCAAACCACUCAGUGUAAAUACAUCUGGAGGUGUGCAGACUAUACUGAUGCCUGUGAAUAAAGUGGUCCAGUCAUUUUCUGCCAACAAAUCACCUACCAUUCUGCCUGUAGCUACCCCAGCUCCAGUUGUCUCCACCUCUGCGCCAGCACCUGUUACAAAAGUGAAGACUGAACCAGAAACUCCUGGACCAGGCUGCCUCCCUCAGGAGAGUCAGACAGCAGUGAAAACAGAAGAAAGUUCUGAGCUGGGAAACUAUGUUAUUAAGAUAGACCAUCUAGAGACUAUCCAGCAACUCUUAACAGCAGUAGUAAAGAAGAUCCCAUUAAUCACUGCAAAAAGUGAAGAUGCCAGCUGUUUUUCGGCGAAGUCUCUGGAGCAGUACUAUGGCUGGAACAUUGGAAAGAGGAGAGCUGCUGAGUGGCAAAGAGCAAUGACAAUGCGAAAAGUCUUACAAGAGAUACUGGAGAAGAAUCCAAGAUUUCACCACCUGACGCCCCUUAAAACCAAGCACAUUGCUCACUGGUGUCGCUGCCAUGGCUACACCCCGCCUGAUCCCGAGAGCCUGCGAUGUGACGGGGACUCUAUCGAGGAUGUGCUGACCCAGAUCGACAGCGAGCCGGAGUGCCUGUCAUCAUUUUCCUCCGCUGACAACCUCUGCCGGAAGCUGGAGGACCUCCAGCAGUUUCAGAAGAAAGAGCCGGAGAACGAAGAGGAGGUGGACAUCCUCAACCUCUCAGAGCCGCUGCAGAUAAACAUUAAAAAGGAACAGGAGGAGAAGCAGGAAGAAGCGAAAUCCUACCUGCCACCAACACCGGGGUCAGAAUUUAUUGGUGACAUCACACAGAAGAUUGGGAUCACCCUGCAGCCCGUGGCGCUUCACAAGAACGUGUAUGUGUCCGUGGUAGAGGACAUGAUUUUAAAGGCUACAGAGCAGCUGGUGAGUGACAUCCUGAGACAAGCUUUGGCGGUUGGAUACCAGACAGCAUCCCACAACAGGAUCCCCAAAGAAAUUACAGUGAGUAAUAUUCACCAGGCCAUUUGCAACAUUCCCUUUCUGGACUUCCUCACAAACAAACACAUGGGGAUACUGAAUGAAGAUCAGUGAGUGGAAGGAAGAUGCCCUGGAAGAGCAGGAUCUGGAGCUUUAUCUGAAGCUUGGAACUGUGAUGACUCUUCUGUUUGGAGAAGGAGGUGGUUCUCUGUGCCUCAGAACAUCAUGGCUACCAGACCAUUGCCUCCAUCUAAUCUAGUGUAAGCACCAGAGUGUUCAAUCCCAGAUCAGUCCCUUUAGGACAGAAGUCUCCUGAUCUAGAGACGCAUGCUCGGUCAGCUUGCAUUUGUUCAUGCUGUACAGCUCCACACGAGGCUCCCAGAGCUGGGCCAAGCCACAUGUCUCAGGUCCUUCUCUCCUUGGGGUGUCCUCAGGGGGGCAUCUUGGGCCCAAGUCUCCUUCCAGGUGGCAGAGCAUGAGUCUGGCAGGCUAGAGAUUGUACCCAUUCUGUGGGCUGGGGUUACAGGCAGCCCCAAAAGUUACCCUGGUUGCAUCUGGGGGACUAGGCUUCAGCACUGGGCAGGUGGCCGUGGUGUGGGGCUCUCCGCUCAGCCCCUGUGUGUCAGGGACAGGAUGCAGUAAUACUGUGCAGAAAACAUGAAGGCCUGGAAGAUUGCAGACAGAGAAUUCUUUUUUCUCACAGAGCACAGAAGCAUUACUACAACCAGUCUCUCAGAGAUAAGGGAUAGACAGAUCCCAGCAUCGGUCCAGAAAGGGUUAGCUGUAACCAACGAGCUCUUAAUAUGUUUGUAGUAGACAACACCCACAAACCCCGGGCUCUUGGCAGACGGGUACCAGCUCUGCGCAUGUGCCCAGCAGAGAGCUGGUCCUCACUGUUUGCAUGGUUGGCAGGAGCUUCUGCUGCUGCCUCUGUGCUGAGGGGCAGGGAACAGCUCCUGCAACAGGCCCACUACGCUGGUCUGUGGGUUCCAUGUCCUGUUCUUCUCUGUUAAGAUUUUCACAAUAAGGAAAGUAUUUCAAAGAAAAUAGUUGUGAGUGCCUUAAAGGUAGAGAAAUGACUGCUGAAGCCAAAAGACAGGGAUGUCUGCUCAGAGUCCAUGAGAAAAGGUUGUAUCCAUAGGAAAUGGGAGGGAGAAGUGGAGAGAAGGAAGGUUAGCUGACUACCUGGAUGAUGUCCAGUUCCAUGUAGAGAGAUGGCCAGGGCUUCCUAACACAGUCUGUGUGGAAGUAAAGGAAUAGAUUUAUUCUGUCAGGAAGCUGCUCGAAGACCAUUUGAAACCUGUGAGUCAGAGUUAAACUUAUCCAAGCAAUAUAAUUUGUGUGUUUUUAUGAGUCCUGUAGAUGUUUGUCAGGAAAAGAAGGCAGGGAGGUGACAGGAUGAGAAAUCCACCCUCUCUUUAUUGGGUAUCUGAGAAUUGCAAAUGCAGGAGGAAGUCUGUCAGGCAAGGCAAGGCAAGGGCGUGCCCUGGCUUUGCGAUAGCAUAUUGAGUGGUCGAGGCUCAGCUAGGCUCUCCACACACGGCUCCAGGCAGGGGUAACAGGCAAGGGCAAGUGUGUAGAUUCGUGCAGCAGGGGGCUGUGACUGAGCUCUGCCCGAUGGAAGGUUUCGUCCAGAUGAGAACAGAUGUAUUACAGGGAUGGAAAGCCUAAAGAAAUAAUUACCUUUUUGCAAAGGAAAAUACCUAAAUGAAUUAAUCUGUUUGUGUUGAUGUUUCAAAUGUAUUUGUAUCAUAAUGUGUAACAUAAUUGUGUAACAAAAAUACCUACAAUAAAUCUUUUAGUAUUUGUGAUGGGUUUUUCUGAGUUUGAAGCACUACACUUUGGUAGGGUUCUUCUUAUAUUAGGUCAGAAAGAGCAAGGAUGGGGCAAAGAUUCGGGUAUUUAUGUAUUCAAGUCUUCCUCUUCUCUCCAAAAAGAACUUGUGGGUACCAAGAAAAGGGUAACAGUUAUGUAAAAGCCUGAAAAAUUUGGGAAGCUACGUGUUGACCUUGGACAUGGUGAUUCCUGUCAGCUUGGGGCAAAGGAAAACUGCUGAACUGAGCUC
Pteronotus mesoamericanus is the source of this 6712-nucleotide messenger RNA. RefSeq names its product YEATS domain containing 2 (gene YEATS2). Gene Ontology annotation, biological process: chromatin remodeling; regulation of transcription by RNA polymerase II. The record is from RefSeq and is a predicted model, not a curated record. Gene Ontology annotation, molecular function: histone binding. Gene Ontology annotation, cellular component: NuA4 histone acetyltransferase complex; ATAC complex. The transcript is spliced from 32 exons. NCBI's taxonomy places the organism in Eukaryota, Metazoa, Chordata, Mammalia, Chiroptera, Mormoopidae. Bases 472 to 4761 code for a protein of 1429 amino acids.